GUCACAGUUUUACGUUUAAGAUGUUCAAUCUCGCUGUUCGUAGUGUUCAGUUCAGGUGAUGCGAGAACACGUCUGUCUGGAGCCAGCAGUUUUUUGGUCUUACUUUAUUUUGCCUCACAUAAAAGACAGCCACAUAACAGCAAAAAAAAAAAUUGCAUCAUAAAGGCGUUUCUACUGAAAAUAAUCGCUGUGGUUGAAGAGCUAGGCUUUGUAUCUUUGAUUUAGGACUUUUUGGAGCGCUUGGCACCUUUCAUCAUGUCACCUCAUCCUGUGGUUCAGGCAAUAAUAGACCUCUCUGCUGGUGCUAUAGGGGGCACAGCUUGUGUAUUUAGUGGUCAACCUUUGGACACAGCUAAGGUGAAAAUGCAGACAUUCCCCACUUUGUACAGAGGCUUUGUGCACUGCUUUGUGUCUACAUAUAGACAGGUGGGCCUUCGAGGGCUGUAUCAAGGUACCACACCGGCCCUCAUGGCCAACAUCGCAGAGAACUCUGUGCUCUUUAUGUGCUACGGCUUUUGCCAAGAGGUGGUUCGCUUCAUCUCUGGUCAGGAGAAAGGGGCUGUGCUCAGUGACGUGCAGAAAGCGUGUGCAGGCUCUGUGGCCUCUGUUUUCUCCUCUCUGGUCUUAUGUCCCACGGAGCUGGUGAAGUGCCGAAUGCAGGCCAUGCAUGAGAUGGCCGCUUCCGGCAAGAUCACCCACAGUCAGAACACAGUUUGGUCCGUGACAAAGUCCAUUAUGCAUAAUGAUGGUCCUGCGGGGUUCUUCCAGGGUUUAACCCCCACAAUUGCCCGCGAGGUGCCUGGAUAUUUCUGUUUCUUUGGAGCAUAUGAGGUCUGUCGCUCUCUCUUUGCUGAUUACAUGCACUGUGGCAAGGAUGACCUAGGUGUAGCUCCUAUUGUGUUCAGUGGAGGUUUUGGGGGAGCUUGUCUCUGGCUUGUGGUUUACCCCAUGGAUUGUGUUAAAUCCAGAAUACAGGUCAUGUCGAUGACAGGCAAGCAGUCAGGCUUCUUCAAGACUUUCAUGCAUAUCUUCAGAACGGAAGGUGUAAGGGCUUUAUAUUCCGGUCUGACUCCUACAAUGAUCCGUACGUUUCCAGCCAACGGUGCUCUGUUCUUAGGUUAUGAAGCCAGCCGCAAACUCAUGAUGGAACAGUUUGAGAGCUGACCCUGUAACAGCGCGCUUUUAUUUCUCUGGUCGCAUUUUGAGCCUUUUUAAAUGGCAAGUCUGCAGUAUUUCAUUCAACAUGUCAUGGUUUGCACACACUAACACACAUUUUUUUAAUGAUGCUUUGCUUUUUUGAUUUAUUUUGAUAACACUUUACAGUAAGGUUAUAUUGUUUAGUGAGUUCAUCAGGUAUUGUGAACUAUCAUAAAGCAUUUAUUAAUCUAGGUUAAUGUAUAAAUAUAUUGUUAAUUCAUUGGUUUAUAAUACAUUAAUGUGAAUG
Molecule: messenger RNA, 1444 nt
Organism: Carassius carassius (crucian carp)
Lineage: Eukaryota; Metazoa; Chordata; Actinopteri; Cypriniformes; Cyprinidae
Product: mitochondrial ornithine transporter 1-like
Exons: 7
Coding region: 256-1164 (302 amino acids)
Biological process (GO): mitochondrial L-ornithine transmembrane transport
Molecular function (GO): L-ornithine transmembrane transporter activity
Source: RefSeq, a predicted model, not a curated record